AUCGAUGAAUGCAGCAACGGUAGCCAUGAUUGCCACCAAAAUGCAACUUGUGCAAAUACCCCUGGACGCUUUAAUUGCAGCUGUCAGUCAGGAUUUGUAGGAAAUGGCCACCAAUGUCAUGGUAUAAUAUUGACCGAUUUUCAAUUGAUCUGAAAGUUUAUGUCGAUCUUCAAUUAUGUUUUACAUUUUUUUACCCUUCUUUUUAAUUAGAUAUCGAUGAAUGCAGCAACGGUAGCCAUGAUUGCCACCAAAAUGCAACUUGCAUAAAUACCCCUGGACAGUUUAAUUGCAGCUGUCAGUCAGGAUUCACGGGAGAUGGUCACCAAUGUUAUGGUAUGACUCACUUCUAAAAGGAAUUGCAAUUAAAUUUGGAAUGGGUGAUAAAUCGUAAAACCGGCGACCAGCGCGAUGAAUGCAAACAAACCCAAUGAGCCACAAUCGCCACAAACAUAUGUCUUGUAUUUAUACUCAGCUGGAAAGAAAUUCGUAUAAGGCCAGAAGUUACACUGUCAUGAUAACAAUAAUAUUUUACUUAAUUUGUAUUGGAUCGGGAAUCUAAUUCUUUAAUCUUUAAUGUCUCGUAGCAAUAGCAGCCCUGCUUGCCACCAGCAAGGAAUUGGUGUUAAUAUUGCUAUGCAGGCACCUGUCAGCCAGUUAUCUCCCGAAAAGGCCGUCAGUGACGUUUCGUAAUUUGCUUCUUCCUUAGUGAGAAAAUAGACUUUACUUGAACUUUGACCAAUUACUUUUGCUUUAUGGUCUGAAUAUAUACGACAGAGUGGAUCGAAGUUUAAAAUUUCGACUAAAGAAGAGAUAAAAUUAUAGUUUAUGUUAUAGAAAGUAAAAAGAAACAAUCGCAUCUUCAUGAGAGACGUUGUACUAAGCCCUUGUUCCUCGAAUAUCUUGGAAUUACCGCGCCACUCCUUCUAAGCCAUAACACAAACAGUUACUGACAAGAAUCGGAUACGUAGUUCCUGAGGACUCGCAGGAGCUAACCACAAAAUUCAAAAUUUAAAAAUACGCAGAUCAAUUCUUCCAUCACGAUUUUUUCGAUUUAUACGAGUUUUAAGUAAAAUGUAUAUACAUCUAAUUAAUUGAUUAAUAAAUGGCGGACCCAAGAUGGUGGAUGGUUCCAGAUCUUUGUUUAUAAUAAACGACGUCAUCGUGAUUUCACUGUGAAGUUACUAAACCGGGAAAACAGCGAAACUGUCUACUGGAAACAAGCCUAUUCCUCGAAUUUCUCAUUCAGUUGUCAGACUCGGGUGCAGCUCAAUUCUGUCGACUGAAGCGGUUGCUGCACACAUGCGGAGCCUAAUGUAGUAACAUGGAAAGAGUUUUCUUAAACAAGAACGCAUCGAAGUGGGAGGAAAGGGAACAUUGUUCGAGCAGGGUUCUUUCAAGAAAUUUGUCAUGCUCUGUGAACUGCGUUCAGAAAGCAAUUGUCUUGUGCUCUUGGUAACCAGGCCACAGAAACAUAGCGUUGUAAUGGCGGACUAAAAUUAAUGGUUUUUGAGCGCAAAAAAAGACCACUUUCCUUAAUCGUAUGAAGCUAUAAUUUGCACACCGUGUACUUCAAGUACUAAACUGCCAAUCUAGCAAAAAAAAUGAUAGUCAAGGAUUUGAUCGUAGUAGCACUUUAAGGCGGACAGUAAUCCAUAAAAUAAACGACACUACUCCUUAACGCAGGUACUAUCAGCGUGGGCUUUUUAACCUUCAACAACCUUGGACUGUGAGUAAUUAUUAAGAAACUAUAAACUGGUUAUUAAGAAACCCGGCCAUACACAAGAUAAACCUUAAGAAUAACAAUUUUUUGUAAACAAAUCAUGUACUAAGUUAACCUCACUGUACAGUUGACUUUCAAAGAAUAGACAGAAGCGUUGCGUCGGCUGUCUAAGAACGGCUGAGUAAGGAACGAAAUAUAAAGACGAGGCAAUGGAUUAUAAACAACUUGUCCAGGUUUUGUCCGAUAUGCCUCUGACAAGAAUUGCCGCCGUGACAGCGAUCCUUUAAUUAUGUUUGAGCGGAUUAUCUUUAAUAGACUUCAGUUUUCAUGUUUUAUUCAGUCCAAAUGUAGUUCAUGUUUUGUUACCCAAGAGAACCGUUUCUUUCAAAUUUCGGCAUUACAUUUAGUUGCACAUGUACGCAUAAUUAAAAAAGAAAAGACAAAAGGAAAGGGGAAAAUUUCUUUGAUAACUGAUCACAUGACCUUUAUUUGGGAAACAAAGGCAUACAAGCCAGGGGCACCCAACGAGAAUAUAGUUCAAAACCACAUAAACAUAGCAUUUUUGAACGUACUUUAGUAUUUGAACGGUAGAUAAAGGCUUAUUUUUAUCCCCUAAAAAUUUUUCAUCUGUUCGGAUUUCCUAGCUGAAAGUAUAGUGAUCCGAAAAUUAUAGGGAUCAAAAUUUACCUUUUCGAAAAUUUCAGCCAAAAAAGGCUCCCAAAAGUUCUAGGUGACCUUUUAAGGGUAAAAAUCCGUUAAAUAUGGGCAGUUAUACGAUUUUUUUGAACUUCGAAAAUCCUAGGAGAGGCAGGCAAGCAAUAAUUUUUUCAGAAAAUGAUCCGAAAAUUCUAGAUCUCAAAUCGUCUUCCGAACAGAUAAUUUUCCGAAAAUCGUCGUUGGGUGCCCCUGAUACAAGCAAGCAGUUGUGCUUUAGUUGGUUGAACAUGAAAGUUUGCUAAAUGCAGUGCUCACCUUUAAUGAAAGUGCAGUAAGAUGUAUUAUACUUCGGAUUUAUUAUGCCACACAUACUUCCUCUUUCAGACCUCGAGUAAUGGAAAAAGUCGGUAAAAUCUUAACCAUCUCAAGACCGUCAUCCACGCGCACUCUAGGAUUCCACAUUAUAACACCGAGUUAAACCACAUUUAAUUGUAUUUCUCUCGUACUUUGUGGGACCCACGAUCACCCUAUGUCACCCGACACAUAUACAUAUUUGUUCGCAAAUUGUCUUUGGUCAAACGUUUACAAAAAUCACAACCAAAGUUUCGAAAGAGUUUUGCUGUUCGAGAAACCGGCAAAAAGUGAAAUGUAGCGUUUACGUCAUAGCUGCGAAAAUAAUGAUUAUAAAUUUGCCAAAAUUCUGGCAUUUUCAGAGUGUUCAGGAAAAAAACCAGCUUAAGGUCUCGGUAAAGGAAAACGAGGUGCCCACAGAAAAAAAUUCUAGUCGCGCGAGUAUUUUCGCUACAAAGGCAAGUUAUAUAUCAAAUUAAAGCAAAAAGACUAAAUUACCUUAUAAAAGAUUUUAUUUCAUCGAAUUUCAAAAGGCGCUUAAGUUUUUUGCUCUCGAACUCAGAGGUAUCGAGUUUACUGCUGAAGCUCCAGCCCUUUCGCGUUGUUAAAUAUUCACUUCCUUUUUAUUGCAUCUGAUUGACAGAUAAAAGACCUAAAAAAGCGUGUGAGGAAAUUUGCAUAUGUCUCGUAUUAGCGGAAUUAUUGCAUUUCAAACUAAGAAGUCGAGUCUCGAGCGCGAUUUACGCAAAGAAACUGACAUAAAAUGUGUUACAAAGGGAAAUCGGAAAAUUCCUCACACCCUUUUUGAGUCUAUAUCAUUAUCCAUCAUAUCUGAAAGUUUCAAAGCGAUAGCUUAAAACCUGUCCCGACUGGAGGUCGGAGAAUUUUGAUUUUUGCGUCUAAAAUAGGGUGAGAGAAAAUCAGCUCUAAAGAUUUAGCGCGAGGUCCACGCUUGGCUGGUUAGCUCAGAAAAGGCUCAUUUUAGAAGGGUUAAAAAGCACUUUCUGAUGUUCUUUUUCUGCCAAAAUAAAAUUUAGGACCCACUCAUGCCAAAAAUAAAAACAAAAACAAAAUCGAGCAAUGUACUAAAAUUUUCAUUUACCGAGACCUUAAGAAAAUUUAUUUAUUUCAGUGCUGAAUUGCUCUCAUUUGUUUUCUUAUCCAGAUUGUUCCAGUUAUCACUUUGAAAAAUACCAAGAUUUACCAACCAGAGGAGCUCACGCCGUGGAACAUUUCACCAUUUUUAUAGCGUUCGCCAACUAUAAAAGUGACACCGCCGAAAAAUAUAACACAGAUUCUUUUAUCUACAAGUUCAACGAUUUGACUGGAAAAUUCUUUCUUUAUCAGACCAUAGGCACACAUGGAGGGCAUGACGUGGAAUAUUUUACAAUUUGUGGCGAACAUUAUCUUGCUGUUGCUAAUGUUCAAAAUGAAACUACGUUCAGAUUGAACUCAGUUAUUUAUCAUUGGAAUGGAACAUUGUUUGUUGCCUUUCAAAACCUUGCAACUAAAGGAGGAGCCAGCUUAAAUUUUUUUACAAUAGCGAAAGAACCUUUUCUUACCGUAUGCAAUCUCUUUGAUGAUGUUAAGCGUAGUAUUAACUCAACCAUCUACAAGUGGAAGAACAACAUGUUUGAAAAAUUUCAGGAGAUAGCGACAGAGGGAUGUCGUGGAAAUGAUGCGUUUGUAAUUAACAUUCUCAAACUCAUUAAGAAUUCAUAAAGAAAAUACAAAGAAAAUUAAUGUUUAAUGAGUGUUUGGAAAUCGGAUGAAAAACUGCUCAGUUUUGCAAACGAUUUUGUUUGUCGUCAAACAUUCGACACAGUGUUUAUCAGAGGGCUUCGUCAAAAAUACUCCGGCGCGUCGCAACUUUGUCAUCUGGUGAUGAAAGACUGCAAAACGUCAACUUCAGAGGGCUGGGAUGCAAGCUGCAAAACCUUCAAAAGAAAAGUGCAAUGAAUGUAAAGUCCUUUUACAUUAAUGAUGAUGCGUUUCUCGCCACUGCCUCUCGACCCGCACAGUCGUUCAUUCACAAGUGGAAUGGAAGUCAGUUUGUCCUAAAUCAGACUAUUCCUACUUACCGGGCCAGGGUCCUGCAUCCCUUUGUUAUGUGCGGUCAAACAUUUCUUGGCGCGGCUAAUCGGGGUAGGGUUGGCACCUACCACAUAAAGUCAGUGGUGUAUCGGUUCUCUCAGGACCAGUUCACUGAAUACCAGAAUAUUUCAACUUUUGGAGCUAUUGAUAUGACGUCAUUUGAGCACAAGGGUUAUACUUACUUGGCAAUUGCUAAUUCAGGAAAUAAGAACCAAAGGAACAUUAACAGCACUCUGUACAGGUGGACCUAA
Messenger RNA from Porites lobata, 5073 nucleotides. Lineage: Eukaryota; Metazoa; Cnidaria; Anthozoa; Scleractinia; Poritidae. The record is from the annotation of a GenBank genome assembly.